Molecule: messenger RNA, 904 nt
Organism: Aplysia californica (California sea hare)
Lineage: Eukaryota; Metazoa; Mollusca; Gastropoda; Aplysiida; Aplysiidae
Product: type 2 phosphatidylinositol 4,5-bisphosphate 4-phosphatase
Biological process (GO): phosphatidylinositol dephosphorylation
Cellular component (GO): lysosomal membrane; late endosome membrane; phagocytic vesicle membrane
Molecular function (GO): phosphatidylinositol-4,5-bisphosphate 4-phosphatase activity
Source: RefSeq, a predicted model, not a curated record
AUGGAGAUGAUGUCACAGUGCCAAUUGGAGUGAAUGAAUCGCCUCCCCCCUACACCCCUAUAGCACAGGGUGGCAUUCCUAUGAUCAACUGCAGGGUGUGCGAGGCGACCAUUAACUUGGAAGGAAGACAGCAUCUGCAUGUCGUCCGCUGCACCGUGUGCACAGAAGCUACGCCGAUCCGGCAAGCCCCUGCAGGCAGGAGGUAUGUCAGGUGUCCGUGUAAUCUGCUGUUGGUCUGCCGUGCUGGAGCGCCCCGCAUUCUCUGCCCGCGAGAAACCUGUAAGAGAAUUAUAACACUCACCGAUGGUCCUGGUUUUGCUCACUUUCCGUUGACAUACAAGUGUGUCUAUUGUGAAGAGAACUUUGUGGUGAGGACAGUUUCACCUUUUGCCAGAUGUCCCAGUUGUAGAAGAUUGUCAGCUCUUGGAGUCAACCACGUUCGACGGAGAGGCUACUUUUAUGUGGUUCUUGCUGUCGUUUUCUUGGCAGGUUCCAUAGGAGUCACGGUGGGGACAUACGAAUCAGCUCGCCACAACGGAGGAAUAUAUGUAGCUUGGAUAGGUGGUUUUGUUUUGGGGAUUGUUUUCUUGAUUCGAGCGGUGUGCUCCUUCAUGAUUCGGACCAGCCAUUCAAUUGCUGGGCCUUGACAAGACGGGCAAGAAGUUACCCAAAAGAACUUUUUCUCACAGGAAAUCAUGCGGUGUAGAUCCGUAUGCACCAUCUGGAGCACUUUUGCCCCUGAUGCCUUUUUUAAGUACCUUUUCUAUUAUUUUUGUCAUUUUUGGGUCCUAGUUCUUGUUUGUUUAUAAUGUUCAUUUCAAUGGAUAUGUUCAGGUAUGGUAAAUUGUAGACAGCUGUGCAGAUGAUUUACCUGGUCAAGUGAUAUUCCCUCAUCUUAAAAAAA